Bactrocera tryoni is the source of this 3249-nucleotide messenger RNA. RefSeq names its product replication factor C subunit 1 (gene Gnf1). The record is from RefSeq and is a predicted model, not a curated record. Lineage: Eukaryota; Metazoa; Arthropoda; Insecta; Diptera; Tephritidae. Gene Ontology annotation, molecular function: DNA binding; ATP hydrolysis activity; ATP binding. Gene Ontology annotation, cellular component: DNA replication factor C complex; nucleus. The coding region runs from base 100 to 3177 and encodes 1025 amino acids. The transcript is spliced from 8 exons. Gene Ontology annotation, biological process: DNA replication; DNA repair.
GCUUUUGCGCCGAAAUUACCGGUGUAAAGUUUUGCAAAUUUGCCAUUUACUUAAUAUAGUGACCUAAAUUUCAUAACAUACGGCAUUACACAGAUUAAAAUGCAGCGAGAUAUAAGAUCAUUUUAUAAAAGCGCAGCUCCGCAAAAGAAAGUUGAACCGUUGAAUGACGAAGAUGAUUUACAGAGUAAAAAACGCAAGAAGCGCACUGCUCGAGUUAUAUCAAGUGACGAAGAUGAAAUACCAGAAAGUCCCAUAGCUAAGGGGAAAACUCCGGCAAAGAAAAAGCGAAUAGAAAAGUCACCUGAUGCUACUAAAACACAGAACAAUAAGAAACCGUCAUUGUCCAAGCUGAAAAGUUCGCCUUCAAAGAAGCUUAAACCAGUCGAUCCUACUGCACUUUUUGGCGGUGAAACCUUACGUAUAGAGGCAAAGAAACCACCUCCACCAAAAGUAGUAGUUUUAAAGGAAUUUGAAGAUGAUGAAAUCGAUAAGAGCCUUAUGGAAGUAGACGUAGAUCAGAGUAUACAUGCAGAAAAUGAUAAAUUAGGUGAAAAGCGAGAAGUGCGACGUUCAAAGUCAAAAACGCCACGAAAGAGCCCUCAUAAGGAUAAACAAACACCAACUAAGUUGGAAAAAUCAAUAGAUACACCCACACCAAAGUUAGUGAAACAAGAAAAAGAACAUUCUCUUGCUGAUAAAGGAGAAAAAGAGAAGAUAUUAAAAAAGGAAAAAAGCACGCCCAAGGUUAAAAAACAGCAUCGUGAAGAUUUGGAAAGCAGUGUGCUCUCGGACGAAGAACGCCAUGAAAGAAAACGCAUGUCAGCCAUACUCUAUCAAAAGUAUAAAAAUAGGGCUAGUGUUAUUAAUCCUGGAUCUAAAGAAGUUCCUAAGGGCAAACCAAAUUGCUUAGCUGGUCUAACCUUUUUAGUAACCGGAGUAUUGGAAUCACUUGAGCGCGACGAGGCCGCAUCAAUAAUUAAGGAGUUGGGUGGUAAAGUGAUGACAACAGUGGGUAAAAGGUUGAACUAUUUAAUUGUUGGAGAGGAAGCGGGGCCCAAAAAAUUAGUACAGGCCGAAGAAUUCGGUGUAAAUGUCAUCAGUGAGGAUGGACUAUUAGAUCUUAUACGCGAAAAAUCGGGAGACCUAUCAAAGCAAUCUGUCAAAGAAGAGAAACAAGCCGGGCAAGAUGUAGAAAAAACAAAGCACACCAGUCCUAAGAAGGAAAAGAAAACAGUAAAAGAAGAAAAGGAAACUAAACAACAUCUUGAAAAAGCAAAACACGAAAGUUCUAAGGAAGAGAAGAAGAAGAGUGAUGAAAAAGUUAAAGUUCAUUCUUCAAACAAAGAAGUUAAAGGGAUUGUAGUAAAAACGGAGAAAAUCGAAGCUGAUGUAGUGAAUAUUGCUGAAAGUGAAAACAAUGUCGAAACGAGAAAAGAAAUUGAUGAUACAAUGCUUCCCUGGGUCGACAAAUAUAAGCCGACGAGUGUCAAGGAAAUCGUAGGGCAAUUCGGACCAACAAGUAAUGUCUCGAAACUAACAAAUUGGCUUUCCAAGUGGUACAUCAACCAUGAUGGCAAAAAGAAACUACAAAAGCCAAAUCCUUGGGCUAAAAACGAUGAUGGUAGCUUUUACAAAGCGGCAUUGCUAUCAGGACCGCCGGGUAUUGGUAAGACCACCACAGCUACGCUAGUUUGUAAAGAAUUGGGUUUCGACACAGUAGAGUUCAAUGCAUCGGAUACUCGUAGCAAGCGACUUCUUAAGGAGGAAGUAGCCGAGCUUUUGUCCAAUAAAUCACUUUAUGGAUAUUUUCAUGGACAAGGCAAAUCGGUCACAAAGAAGCACGUACUUUUAAUGGAUGAAGUUGAUGGAAUGGCUGGUAAUGAAGAUCGCGGUGGCAUACAAGAGUUAAUUGCUCUAAUCAAAGAAUCUUCAGUGCCAAUUAUAUGCAUGUGUAAUGAUCGUAAUCAUCAGAAAAUGCGCUCACUCGUCAACUAUUGCUACGAUUUGCGUUUCAAUAAACCACGUACGCAACAAAUCAAGGGACGUAUUUUAAGCAUUUGCUGUAAAGAAGGAUUUAAAAUCGACAGCGAUAAGGUGGAUGAAAUAAUUGAAGCGACUAACAAUGAUAUACGUCAGUCGAUAAAUCACAUUUCGCUGUUAAGUGCUGGCAAAUACCUAAAGCUGCCGACUAGCGCUAAAGGAACGAAUAAAACUGCAGAGAAAGACUUGAAAAUGGGUCCUUGGGAGGUGGUGCGUAAAGUAUUCUCUGCUGAUGAACACAAACAUAUGACAUUGAAUGACAAAUGUGACUUGUUCUUUCAAGACUACAGUAUGGGACCACUAUUCGUACAACAAAAUUACUUACAAGUUUCGCCCACUGGUUCCAAAUCGGAUAUUCCAUCUAAGGUAGCCAGCACAGCAGAUGCGCUAAGUUUGGGUGAUUUAGUGGACAAACGCAUACGUUCCAACUCCGCUUGGUCCUUACUGCCAACACAGGCCAUCUUCAGUUCCGUACUGCCAGGAGAGUACAUGAGUGGACACUUUACAGGGCAAAUAAAUUUUCCAGGCUGGCUAGGCAAAUAUUCACGUUCGAACAAACGUAGUCGUCUAGCGCAAGAGAUUCAUGAUCACACACGUUUGCGAACAUCUGCUUCACGUCAGUCCAUACGUCUGGACUAUGCACCUUUUCUGCUGGCGAAAAUCGUGCGUCCACUGAAAGAGUUGGGAAUGGAAGGAGUAGAACAGUCACUAGAAAUACUAAAAGAAUAUCAUCUGCUGCGUGAAGAUAUUGACUCGCUAGUCGAACUAACGACUUGGCCAGGCAAAAAGAGUUUAUUGGAUGAUGUGGAUGGUCGUGUGAAAGCUGCCUUGACGCGCGCUUACAAUAAAGAAGUACUUGCGUAUUCCUAUUCAGUGCAUGCAGGUGUAAAAAAGAAGAAAUCUGAAGCAACCGUCGAAACCGAGAUGUAUGGCAUGGAAGGGGAAGAUGGUGGAGAUGCACCAGUAUCAGAUGAGGAGGAGGACAAAAUAGAGAAUGAUGGUUUGAUUAAGGCAAAAAAGAGUACAGCCACAACAUCGUCGAAAGCUAAGGCUGGAUCCAAGGCUAAAGCUGCCGGAAGCAGUGCGGCCAGUAAGAAGUCUACAGGCAAAGCUUCAACUUCCAAGGCCAAGAAAUAAUCGGCAUGAAUUUUUACGAUUAAUUUAGUUUACUUUGCGUUGUUAACUAUGAAUAAUACUAUAUUUCCAUUA